Phalacrocorax carbo (great cormorant) is the source of this 2385-nucleotide messenger RNA. The record is from RefSeq and is a predicted model, not a curated record. NCBI's taxonomy places the organism in Eukaryota, Metazoa, Chordata, Aves, Suliformes, Phalacrocoracidae.
GUGCCUACCUGGGUGACUCAAGCUCACGGGGGACCUGGGAGCCCAGCUUUGCCAUCCAGGGGCAGAACCUCCUGCCGCUUGUACAUCUAGCGCUGUCAAGGCUGGGAGGAGGCCCCACACCAACCAAAAAAUUAACUGGAUUGUGAACACAGACAAACCUUGCAACCACAUUUCACAAAGCCUUCCUGUCUCUAGGGACAAACAUGGGAGGAAACCUGGGAAAAACUUUCGCUUUUGGGAGACGCUGCUUUCAGCAGUGGGAAAAAGUUUCUUACAUCUUCUUGUGCUGCACUACCAGGAUGGGAUCGUACCCGUUUUCUCAGCUAAGCACGGGCACUGAUGCCUAUUCCCGCAGCUGCCUGAAGCCAGUCCUGGAAGGCAACUUUCAAAACCCUGUCUCCCCCCAUCCUUGCACUGAUGGUCCAGAACUGGCUGUCCUGAGAUGGCUUGUUUGCUCAGCAGAUUCCUGAAACAGCCCGCUUUCACAAUCCCACAGCUUACGUGAUGCUCGUGGCACAAGAGUCGCUUCCUGGCAGAGGCUUGGCAUUUUGUAUUUGCUGAGCUCCUGCCAUGGGGCACAGAGGGAGGUUUUUGGGGUGGAGGGGAGGAGCUGUGACAAGGAGGACUUCUCAAAUAGCCAGUCCCUUGGGUGCAUGCCCUGCCUCCUCCCUGCCCUGCUCUCCCGUGGAGACGACAAGCGCACAGUAUUUUUGCCACCAACAUGAGGUUUGUCCUCCUGGCAUGUCUCUGGGCUUCCCUUGCAGGAGUCCUACUGGCAGAAGAUGUAGACACAAGCAAAUUUGAGAUCCGCCUGGUGGAUGGUGCCAAUAAGUGCUCUGGGAGAGUCGAGGUGCUUCACAAGGACGAAUGGGGGACCGUCUGUGAUGAUCACUGGGAUUUACGGGAGGCAAAGGUUGUGUGCAGGCAGCUGGGCUGUGGGACGGCGCUAUCGGCCCCUCGGGAGUCUAAAUACGGGGAAGGGAAAGGCCAAAUCUGGCUGAGUGACGUGAGCUGCAAAGGGACAGAAGCGUCCCUCGACGAAUGCAAGGCGAAGCCAUGGGGCGAGAACAUCUGCAACCAUGUAGAAGAUGCCAGCGUGGAGUGCUCAGGAACAGAAAUACCUGAGCCAGGGCCCAUCCGGCUGGUGGGAGGCCCGAACCGAUGUGCUGGCAGAGUUGAGGUACUUCAUGAAGACCAGUGGGGCAGUGUGUGCCAUGACGACUGGGAUCUAAACGAUGCCCAAGUUGUGUGCAAGCAACUGGGCUGUGGGGAUGCGGUGCUGGCCCCCAUUGGAGCCAAGUUUGGACGGGGAUUUGGCACCAUCUGGCUGGAUGAUGUGAACUGCACAGGGGUGGAAGCUGCUCUCUCUGAGUGCCCUGCGAGGCCGUGGGGGGACCACAAUUGUUACCACGGGGAAGACGCCAGUGCAGUUUGUUCAGACUCGGGGAUCACCGUCUCCACUUCAGUCCGCCUGGUGGGUGGCCCCAACCGCUGCUCUGGGAGAGUCGAGGUGCUUCACAAGGACGAAUGGGGGACCAUCUGUGAUGAUCACUGGGAUUUACGGGAGGCAAAGGUUGUGUGCAAGCAGCUGGGCUGUGGGACGGCGCUAUCGGCCCCUCGGGAGUCUAAAUACGGGGAAGGGAAAGGCCAAAUCUGGCUGAGUGACGUGAACUGCACAGGGACAGAAGAGUCCCUAAUCGAAUGUGAAGCAAAGCCAUGGGGCGAGAACAUCUGCAACCAUGUAGAAGAUGCCAGCGUGGAGUGCUCAGAGGUGGACAUUCCUGAGGAAGGGCCGGUCCGGCUCGUGGAUGGCCCGAACAAGUGUGCUGGGAGAGUCGAGGUGCUUCACGAGAACCGGUGGGGCAGCGUGUGUGACGAUGACUGGGACAUGAAGGACGCCAAGGUGGUGUGCAAGCAGGUGGGCUGCGGGUCACCGCUGUCAGCUCUGGGAGGUGCCCGCUAUGGGCGAGGACCUGACAUCAUCUGGCUGGAUGAUGUCAAAUGCAACGGGACAGAAGAGAGCAUCUUUGACUGUCAGGCCAGGCCAUGGGGUGAACACAACUGCUAUCACGGAGAGGACGCUGAUGUUGUUUGUGCAGUUAACAAGAACCUGGAGGACCCAGAAGCGUCGUGAGUGCCAGGCUGGCCCUACUGGACCAUGCUCGCCUUGCCACAGGAAAAUGGGCCAGCAAGAUUCAGCUGAGAAGCAAAGGGCAGGGAUGUCACAGAACCAUCAGUGUGCCAUAACAGGACCCAGGGUUUGGCAAAACCAUUCCCUCUCAUCCUUUGAAGGAUCUACAAACUUGGUUAGUACUGCACUGAUGGAAAACCCAUCUCAACACAUUAUUCCCACUGAAAAGCAAACAUCACAAAGUAUCAAUAAAG